Molecule: messenger RNA, 1557 nt
Organism: Pyricularia grisea
Lineage: Eukaryota; Fungi; Ascomycota; Sordariomycetes; Magnaporthales; Pyriculariaceae
Exons: 5
Coding region: 1-1557 (518 amino acids)
Biological process (GO): carbohydrate metabolic process
Molecular function (GO): hydrolase activity, hydrolyzing O-glycosyl compounds; calcium ion binding
Source: RefSeq, a predicted model, not a curated record
AUGGGGUCCCACAAUGAGCCAACCCCCGAGAAUAUGACUAUGAUGCAGGGCUUCGAGUGGUAUGUCCCGGCAGACCAAAAACACUGGGUCAGACUUGAGAAGCAGAUUCCCCAGCUUAAAGCAUGGGGCGUUGACAAUAUCUGGGUACCACCAGGAUGCAAGGGCUCGUCCAAGACUGGCAAUGGAUACGACAUCUACGACCUUUACGACCUGGGCGAGUUUGACCAAAAGGGAAGCGUGGCCACCAAAUGGGGAACCAAAGAGGAACUCGUCAAGCUCUGCUCUACGGCCAAGGCCAAAGGCGUUGGCAUCUACUGGGAUGCGGUUCUGAAUCACAGGUUUGCAGCCGAUCAUAAGGAGAAGUGCCCAGCCGCCGAAGUCGAUGAGGAGGACCGCAACAAGUUCAUCAGCGAUACCUAUGACAUAAAGGCUUGGGUUGGCUUUGACUUUCCCGGUCGUAAGGGCAAAUACAGCAAGCAGAAAUAUCACUGGUAUCAUUUCAGUGGUGUCGACUUCGAUGCCAGUAAUGAAAAGACAGGUAUCUUCAAGAUCAUGGGCGACAAAAAUCAGGGGUGGGCUGAGGACGGUGAUGUUGAUAGUGAGAAGGGGAACUACGACUAUCUCAUGGGCUCCGACCUGGACUACGAUCACCCAGAGGUGCAAGACGAUGUCUUGGCCUGGGGCAAGUGGAUAGCAAAGACGAUACCGCUGGCUGGCAUGCGGUUUGAUGCCGUGAAGCACUUCAGUGCCGACUUCCUCUCACGCUUCAUCACCGAGCUCGACGAAGCUUAUGGUCAAGGCUGGUUCUUUGUCGGCGAGUUUUGGAAAGAUAGCCUGGAUGACAUGUCCCACUACCUGCAGCGGAUGGGUAAGAAAUUCAGCCUGUUUGACGCUCCCUUGGUUUACAGCUUUUCAAGAAUAUCUCAGGGAGAUAGCGAAGACAUGAGGAAGGUCUUUGACAAUACCCUGGUGCAGCGGGAGCCCAUCAACGCCGUCACCUUGGUCAUGAACCAUGAUACACAGCCUGGGCAGGCUCUCGAGGUUCCCAUCGCCGACUGGUUCAAGCCGCUCGCCCAUGCAUUGAUCCUCCUCAGGUCUUCGGGCUACCCCUGCGUCUGGUACGGCGACCUUUACGGUACCAAGGCGAAGGAGCCUGCGCCUCCCAGCUGCGGUGGAUCUCUUCCCAAGAUGCUGCUGGCACGUAAGCUCUACGCCUACGGAGAACAGGCAGACUACUUUGACUACGCCACCUGCCUCGGUUGGGUCAAGUAUGGCACCUGGGACCGCCCGUACGGCUGCGCAGUUGUCAUCAGCAACGCCGGGCCGGGAGAGAAGCGCAUGCACGUCGGUGAGAUGCACGCCGGCGAGACCUGGACCGACCUGAUGGGUUGGAGCAACGAAGAGGUCGUGAUUGGCGAGGAUGGGUUCGGCUUGUUCAAGUGCGGACAGUGCAGCGUCAGCGUCUAUGUGAACAAGGACGCCGAGGGCCGCGAGCGUUUCGCGGAGAAGUUUGAUUCCGAUAUAUAUGGUGAGGGGGAAAAGAAUGAUACCUGCUAA